CAGUAUACAAUACAGCGCCUGAGCCCAUUGCAAAAUUAUACAGAUCUGUAUGUCUAUCAAGUGAAAUUCGAUUGCUGGAUUUAUGAAGAUAAUUCUACAGGUGGGGAAGAAGAGUUUGGCGCUCAUGGUAGAGAUUUUAUGUUUUUGGACAAUGAGAAGAGGAGGUUUAUGGCGUCUGUGGAUGAGGCAGUGGAGUUGGCCAAUGAAUGGAACAGUAGACCGAACAGCGUCAGAAAACAAUUCCAUUAUAAAGACAUGGCGUGUGUUCAGUGGAUGAGGGAUUAUCUACACAUGAAAACUGAUGACUUUCCAAACAAUG
Messenger RNA from Staurois parvus, 319 nucleotides. The record is from the annotation of a GenBank genome assembly. NCBI's taxonomy places the organism in Eukaryota, Metazoa, Chordata, Amphibia, Anura, Ranidae.